AUGCAAUCGACUUUAAAAGGCAAAAUUGAAAUUCUUUUACUUUCCAACAAAAAAAUGCCUCAGGUCGAAAUCGCAAGAAAAUUUAAGAUUUUACAAAGUACAAUAUUUAAAAUUGUAAAAAAUAUGAAAGAAAAAGGCACAAUUGAACGAUCCAAGAGGUUCGGGAGGAAAAAGAAGUUACAGCUAAUGAUGUUACAGCUUUACUUAAAAUUAAUAAAAAAACCUAAAACAUCAUUAAGAAAUUUAUCUAUUAAACUGUAA
This is a messenger RNA of Vairimorpha ceranae, 261 nucleotides long. RefSeq lists its product as hypothetical. The record is from RefSeq and is a predicted model, not a curated record. NCBI's taxonomy places the organism in Eukaryota, Fungi, Microsporidia, Nosematidae. Gene Ontology annotation, biological process: regulation of DNA-templated transcription. Bases 1 to 261 code for a protein of 86 amino acids. Gene Ontology annotation, molecular function: DNA-binding transcription factor activity. The transcript has a single exon.